Messenger RNA from Python bivittatus (Burmese python), 1140 nucleotides. It is a transcript of the gene RAB2B, whose product is annotated as RAB2B, member RAS oncogene family. The record is from RefSeq and is a predicted model, not a curated record. Gene Ontology annotation, molecular function: GTP binding; GTPase activity. Lineage: Eukaryota; Metazoa; Chordata; Lepidosauria; Squamata; Pythonidae.
GAGAGGAGCCGUGGAUUUGUACCUCCGAGUUGUCGAGAGCGUCGCCGCAGCCUCCGAGGCCAGAGCGGCCUUGGAAGAGACAAAGGGGCUGUGGCUGACAACAACCCUGCGAGGUGUCGGGAAAUCAUGCCUCUUGCUACAAUUCACAGAUAAACGGUUUACGGCUAUUCAUGAUUUGACAAUUGGUGUGGAGUUCGGGGCACGGAUGAUUACCAUUGAAAACAAAAAGAUCAAACUGCAGAUUUGGGAUACGGCUGGCCAGGAAUCUUUUCGCUCUAUUACGCGCUCAUACUACAGGGGAGCAGCUGGGGCACUUUUGGUCUAUGACAUCACCAGGCGGGAAACUUUUAACCAUUUGUAUUCCUGGCUAGAGGAUGCUCGGCAGCAUUCCAAUGCCCACAUGGUGAUCAUGCUAAUUGGCAAUAAAAGUGACCUGGAGAACCGGCGGGCUGUGCAGAAGGAAGAAGGUGAGGCUUUUGCCCGAGAACAUGGCAUGGUUUUCAUGGAGACAUCAGCAAAGACAGCAGCCAACGUGGAAGAGGCCUUUCUCAACACAGCUAAAGCCAUUUACCGAAAGAUCCAGCAGGGUGAAUUUGACAUUUCCAAUGAGGGAAAUGGUAUCAGGAUUGGCCCUCAACAACCAUCAGUUAUUCAGGGUGGAUCAUCCCUCCGCCAAGGCCCGCAAGGCUCUGGGGACCGAUCGGGCUGUUGCUGAGUUUCCUUGAAAUCUUGUCUGGCCUGCUGAGGCUGGGAACAAACAGAGGAUGCCUUUUUUUUCCCCUUUUUUCUUACUCAUUUCAGACAUUGUUGGGGGAGGGGGGAGGCAGGGAUUUUCCAGUCCAGUUUUCCUUUUCCCUUUUUAUAUAGAGAAUUUGGGGCCAACCUGGAUCUAAUCCUUGGCUGGGGGCUGUAGCAUUCCUUUCCAAAGCCUCCCCAGCAUGGCUGUCUGGCAUUCCUUACAGAGGAAAGGGUAUUUCCCUCCUCCAGUCUGGCUUUAUAUCAGCAGUGAUUUUUCUCCCCACCGUGGAAGAUUUCCAUUCCCUACUAUGGGCCCAUUGAGUUCUGGGGAUCGUCCAGGCCCCUGCACCUGAUUUUAAUUUUAAGCUGCGAUGUACUGUUUCUCCUCUUCCUAUUAAAGGU